CCUCUCCGCUGCGUCCCGAGCCCCGCUCCGCCAGACUCGAGAGCCAUGGAGCCCCUCGCCCGCCCACCGUCCCCGCUCCUCGUGCGGGUGUCCGAGUACGCGCCCCGGCUUCGCUGGAAACUGGAAAGCUAUUUCCAGAGCCGGCAGUCCGGCGGCGGGGAGUGCACUGUCCAGCCCUUGGACCGCAGGGCCCAGGACACUUUCCUGGUGGAGUUCAGAGAAAGGGCAGCCAAGGAGAGAGUGUUGAAAAAGAGAGAGCACCAAAUUCAGGCUGACAGCAAACCUGUGACCAUUUUCCUGGAAACCACUGAGGAUCCAACAGAGAUGAACCCGGAAUCCAGCAUUACGUUGCCCCAGUCACAAGCUGAAACCCAGUUUGGUGCAAAGCCUUCCCAUGAAGGAUCUGUUCCCAAUGCUGUGGACCCCUGUGUCCAAAAGAUCUUUCUCACUGUAACAGCUGACCUGAACUGUGACCUGUUCUCCAAAGAGCAGAGGUCACAGGUAGCCACUGUCUGCCCCACUAUCAAAAAGACGGAGGGUCACAAUGGAAUUGAGAGUGUGUGUGGUGACUUCAGAGAUAUUGAAAAAAUAUACCACUUCUUGAGUAUGCAGCUCCUGGGAAAUGAGCAGAAACAGGAGUCUUCCCCUUCCACCACGGAGAGGAAGCCCCCUGACCAGCAUGACUGGGUCAGCAGAUUUUCUCCUUCUGAACCCCAAACCAGCUCAGAAGAAAAAGGAAACCAUUUUGAAGUUCCCUUGUUUUUGCUUGAAUACUUCAAAUAUACCUGUCCUGAUAAAAUAAAUUCAAUCAAGGAGAGAUUUGGUGUAAACAUCAAAAUUCAAUCCAGUUCCCUUCCCAGUAUGGUCUGUGUAGACUUCACCUGCAGUCAAUCAGGUGACCUAGAAGCAGCUCGAGAGUAUUUUGUCAGUGAGUUUCAGAAGAAAACAGAAUCUCUGAAGCAUGAACAUGUCCCUUUAGCAGACAGUAAACAGGCAAAUGAAAUCAAACACAAACUAAGCUGCUGUUUUCCAAAGCUUCUCAUAAAGGAGCACAGAAAGGGGCUAACUCUCCUCGGAACCAUAGACGACAUCACAACUGCCAAACAAAAAAUGUCUGAAGGUUUUGUCAAGCCACCUGUGAAAAUCUUGGUCCCCAAUUCCAUGACCAAUGCAAUUGAGGUUGAUACUGCCCGUUAUAAACUUCUAGCUGAAUUACUCCAGGAGAUAGCAGAGAUAGAGCAGAAGUACAACACUCACUGUAAGGUUUGGGAGAAAAACCAGAAAACCUACAUUCAAUUCAAUCCUAAGGACAAAGAGGUAAAUCUGUCUGUGCAUGCUUAUGCAAGCUUCAUUGAUGCCCUUCAGCAUGCCUCCUCUCUGCUGAUGAGUGAAGUCCUUCUACUGAAAGAUUUGGGUAAGGAGAGAAAACACCUGCGCAGGACCAAAUUUGCUGAUGACUUUAGCAAAAAACAUCCAAAUGUACAUUUUGCACUGGAUCAAGCGUCAAUAACUUUGACCGGCUUGCCAGAUCACCUUGCACAGGCCAAGCAGUUUUUUUUACAACUGUUGCCAUCGGUUGGAGAGAAACUGAACGAUGAUCUUGAAACCCUCAUACACCUUGAUAGUAAUGACUCAAAAGCAGCUUCACCUCCACUCAAGGGCUCUGCAAGUUCUGUGAGCUCAGAAAUGGAUAAGAAAGAAACAGACAUCUGCAGCAUCUGCAUGGACACCAUUAGUAACAAAUAUGUGCUUCCAAAGUGUAAGCAUGAAUUCUGUGACCCUUGUAUCAAGAAAUCCAUGUCAUAUAAGCCAGUAUGUCCUCUAUGUCAGACUUCCUAUGGUAUCCAGAAAGGGAAUCAGCCAGAAGGAACCAUGACUUACACCCUGAUGAAAGAACCACUUCCAGGUUAUAAAUCCUGUGGCACCAUUGUGAUUAAAUACUCCAUGAAGGGAGGCAUACAAACAAGAGAGCAUCCAAACCCAGGAAGGCCCUAUUUUGGAACACAGCGAACUGCAUACUUACCUGAUAAUGAGGAAGGAAAAGAGAUUUUGCAACUGCUUCAAGUAGCCUUUAAACACAAGCUAAUUUUCACAGUGGGAUAUUCUUCAACACAAAAUAUCUCAGAUGUCAUUACAUGGAAUGAUAUCCACCACAAAACAUCCCGGUUUGGAGGACCAUCAGAAUAUGGCUACCCUGAUCCUAAUUACCUGAAACGCGUUAAGGAAGAGCUGAAAGCUAAAGGAAUUGAACAAGAAAACCACUAGAAGAAUGUCUUAACCAAGCUUUCUAAAGAUAUGUUUGAGGAGUUAUUGCUAAUCAACAUCCUUCUCUAGCCUUUUUAAAACUUCAUCUGAAGAAGUAGUUUGUAUAAGAAUAGAAAUCUGCUAGUCUGCAUUUCUGGAGUGUUGCUUUUUUAUGAUAAACAAAAGCCCCAAGAACCAUGUAGCUUUGCUAUGGAAGUGUCAUGUAUCCUUCAUGGUUGGGGUCUGGGUGGGUCUGAAAUAAUAAUCUACGUCUUUCAGUUCCACUACUUGCUACCAAUGGACAGUUUUUUCCUUUUCUUUCUUUUGUGGUGCUGGGGAUAUAAGCUAGAGCCCCUGAGCUACAAAUCCUUUGAUCCUCUUCCCAUGGCCAUCUCUGGGAUGAAACUUUAUAGUUUCUUAUUUGUUUGCACUUUAACCUCUACCUGUUGGCAACAAGUUUGGUUUUGGAAAAUUAGAGACCCAUAUUCCCCUCCUUCUCCCCAGCAAGAAAAGUAGGCAGGAGUAGAGAUUGGGCAACCUUUGGUAAUAAGAGGAAUAAGAACAAGGCUAUUAUUUUUAAAUUUUAUUUUAUUUUACUUUUGGUACCGGGGAUUGAACUCGGGUCCUUGCGCUUGCGCAGCAGGCGGCAAAACCACUGAGCUAAAUCCCCAGCCCAAGGCUAUUAUUUUUAAUACAAAGCCUGAUAUAUAAUUAGUGCUUUAUAUAUUUUUAUUGCCCAACUCAUAUUGCUAGUAGCUUGAUAGAGGGAAAUAGGUUUCCUAAAUUUGAUAAGGCCCAGUGACCAUAACUACAAUCCACAACUCCCAUCAUUCAGCCCUGCUCUUCCUAGGGGGACAGCCACAACUCCUUUGUAUUGAACUCUCCCCCUCAAAAGUCCCAUUGUGACUUUUUCCUGCUAUAGCCUUCCCCCCUUUAUGCCCAUGACCCUAUAAAAGAAUGCAUGAGAGUUAGCCUGUCUGGUCUCCAGUGUCAGAGCGGUCCCUCUCAGAUUUGUUCUUUUAUUUUUUGGUACCAGGGAUUGAACUUGGGACCUUGCACUUUCAAGGCAGGUGCUGGAACCACUGAGCUAAAUUCCCAGCCCCCUCUCAGGUUUGUUCUGAAAUAAACCUGUCCUGUGAACUCAGACCUCCAUUUCUUUUCCUUUUUCCUAAUACUUUCUUUUGUUCAGAGAGUUAAGGAAACUCAAGAUAAAUGGCACAUCUGUGUUUUUUAAAAAAUAAGAUUAUAUAUUUAGUGUUUUUUGUUGGUUCCUUUAUUGAGAUAGGGUCUCACUAUGUUGUCUAAUCUGGCCUCAAACUCACCAUCCUCCUGUUCCAGACUCCUGUGAUCCUCCUGCCUCUUGAGUAGCUGGGGUUACAGGUGCACGCAGCGGCAUUUGGUCUGUACUUUGAGCUAUUCAUGACUCAUUAAUUUUUAUCAUUACAGUGAACCGAUUCUGUUCUGUCUUCUGAUCUUUUGGCUAAAUUGAUUCUGAAGAAGCAAAAGUUGGUUUCUGCUAAGUUCUGGAUCCUGUAUUUCAUUGUGUACAUAUGCACAUUUCAUGAUGUGAAAAUUGGUUAGUGAGUGUUUGAAUUACUACUUUCACUCUUUGGAAGAUGUUAUUAUCUGCUUUAAAUAAAAUUAAGCCCAUAUUUGGAA
Heterocephalus glaber (naked mole-rat) is the source of this 3903-nucleotide messenger RNA. RefSeq names its product deltex E3 ubiquitin ligase 3L (gene Dtx3l). Lineage: Eukaryota; Metazoa; Chordata; Mammalia; Rodentia; Bathyergidae. The record is from RefSeq and is a predicted model, not a curated record. Gene Ontology annotation, biological process: Notch signaling pathway; protein ubiquitination.